Molecule: messenger RNA, 1976 nt
Organism: Amaranthus tricolor (Joseph's coat)
Lineage: Eukaryota; Viridiplantae; Streptophyta; Magnoliopsida; Caryophyllales; Amaranthaceae
Product: FCS-Like Zinc finger 8-like
Exons: 3
Coding region: 830-1762 (310 amino acids)
Source: RefSeq, a predicted model, not a curated record
CUCAUGUUUAAUUCACAACCUCACCACUUUUUAUAAAGGCACACACCCACACUACCCUCAUUCUAUUCAACCCUUUAUCUCCUUAGUCCUUCCUUUAGUCCUUUCCCUCUUUUUCCUCUACUAAAAUUCAUCAUCCGUGGGCAGUUUCACAAUCAAAAAAACAAAAAAAAAAAAAAAAAAAAAAAACUUUAUAUAACUAAAACUUGAUAAAAACUCACACACCUGCGAAAUUUAUGGGAUUACAUAAAAAAAAACCCACCCACAGCAAUAUAAAAGAGAGGAAACCCACCAAUAAUCUUCUCAAAUUCGAUUAAUCAGAUCAAUAAUUAUCGAAAAAACCCAAUAAAAAUAAAACCCAAAAAAAUAAAGCCAAAAAAAAUUGUAUAUAUUUUAGGUAAUGGUUUUCAUUUUUCAGUAAUGUAUUUCUGUAUUGGGAUCAGAAAAACUGAAUUCUCAACUGUUACAUCAGAAAUUGCAUCAGAAACCCAGAAUCACUACUACUAGUAGUCACAACUCACAAGGAUGUUGCAUGUGGGUUUUUGUGGGCCCAUUUGAUUCUUUGAUCAUUGAUUUUGCUUACCAAUUCAGUGAGAAAAAGUUAAGGAAUUUGGAAAGAAACAAGAAACUUUUUUAGAAAUGGUAAACAAAAAGUUUUGAUCUUUGAAGCAAGCAAACUAAUCAAUUUUUGGUCUUAUUUAGCUGAGUUGGUCUUUCUCAUUUGGUUGUUUCUUUGAGUUAUUUGAUUGAGGGAUCCAAAGUUUUGAUCUUGAGCUCAAAUUUUUGGUCAUUUUUUAGAUAGAUUGAAGAUUUAGCAUCUCAAAAUAAGGUAAUGCUAAGGAAAAGAUCAAGAGGAGUGACAAGUCCACAAGCCAUAAGUGUUGAUCAUAGCAACAAUUCAUGGCUUCCACCUGAAAAAUCAACAAAACCCACUUCAAUUUUCCUCAAUUCUCCUAAAUUUUUGAAUAAUUUCUUCACUCCCUUUUCUUCUUGUUCAUCUUCAUCAACAUCUCCAUCUUCAAGUUGUAAUGAUCCAAUCAUGAGCCCAACUUCAAUCCUUGAUCCAAAACCAUUUUCUACUCUUAAUUCUUUUUGGGUUGAAAACAACAACAAAAACCCCAAAAGUUUUUGGGAACAACCCACAAACACGAAGGGAAUUGUUGUUGCUUUAAUUGAUGAAAACAACAUUUUAGAAAACAACAACAUCAACGACAACAACAAUAACAACACAAAUUCCAAACAACAAAGAAGAAAACUUGUUGUUUUUGGUUCACAACUUAGAAUUCAAGUGCCUCCUCUUCCACCAUCACCAAAGGAAUUUGGGAUUAAAACACCAAGAAACAAUUUAUGGCCUUUUGGAAACAAAGAUUCACAAGUUCAUCCUCAAAAAUUACCAAUUUCAAAUGGAAUGAUAACAGGGAAUGGAAAUGAUAACCUUUCCUUGAGUGAUAUGGAAUCAUCUGAAGAUUAUACUUGUGUCAUUUCUCAUGGUCCUAACCCUAAAACCACUCAUAUAUUUGGUAAUUGUAUUGUUCAAAGUUGUUGUGGUGUUGUUGGGUCUUCAUCUUUUUCUGCAAGGAAAAAUGGGUAUUUCUCCAAAUUCGGAAAUUCAAUUUCUUCACAAGAGAAUUUUCUUAGUUUUUGUCACCAUUGUAAGAGAAAGCUUGGUGAAGGAAAGGACAUUUACAUGUAUAGAGGAGAAAAAGCGUUUUGCAGUCAAGAAUGUCGAUGCCAAGAAAUGCUUUUUGAUGAAGUGGAAAAUUAGAAGUUUUUCCUUAAUAAAUUAUUUAAUUAAGAAUUAUAUUGACUUAAUUAGAAUUUUCCUUUUCACUUUUUCUAUUAAAUAUUGGUCUAGUUGUUAAAAGUUUUGCCAAGCAAUGUGAGAGAGAGGAGAUGUUAAGGUAUGAUAGAUGUGAAUGAAAUUAAAUUGUAAAGUAUAUUUCCUAAUGAAAGUAAUGACCUAAAUUUUGAUUUUCCAA